GCAUUGAAAGUUUGCUGUUGUUAAAUUUGUUUUUUUUUUCAACGAUUUAGACUUUGCUUGCCUUUGAUUUAUGUUACGAAAAUGGUUUAAAACUAAAUAUAAUAUGUCAGAUCCGUAUGUUAAGUAUAAUUUAGUUUCUAUCGUCGCGCUUUAAAACUCAAGAGUUUCUCCGUUUCCACUCGAGGACUUCAAGCUCGAGCUUCUGUUUCCUUGUUCUUUAGGACGCAAAAUACUGAAGCGCUUCGAUCAACGCUGCAACCAGAAAACUGAAGAGUUGUGAAGAUCUUCUGUGAUCUGGAAACAUGAUGGAGAAAAACGCUAUGCAUAAACAUGACCAACUCUCUAAUGUCAGUGGUGACAGUGGUUUCAGUGAUUCCUCAAAUAAGAGCAUGGGAAAUCCUCCUUUAUUCACAUUAAACAUGAGUGAUUCCAGAGCAGCAGAAAGAGCAGAAGUGUUAAAAAAACAUAAAUACACCAUAAAAGAAGAACUCACACAUGGGAUUUCAGGAAGAGUGUUUCUGGUGAGUCCAGAUGAAGAUUCCCUUGUGGUCAAAGAGAUCAACUACAGAGAUAAUGUGAGUUUUAAUCUAGACGCAGUCAAAAAUGAAAUCAACAUCCUGAAGGAUCUGCAGCAUGGAUAUAUCGUUCGUUACAAGGACUCCUUUGAAGAAUCUGGAUACUUCUACAUUGUGUCGGAGUACUGUGCAGGAGGAGAUCUGGACAAGAAAAUGAAGGAACAAAAAAAUAAACAUCUUCCUUUCAAAGAAGAACAGAUCAUUGACUGGUGUGUUCAGAUUUGUCUGGCUCUGCAGCAUCUCCAUAAGAACAAUGUUCUCCACAGAGAUAUAAAACCAAAGAAUGUGUUUCUGACUGAGGAAGGUUACAUCAAUCUGGGAGAUGUUGGAUGCUCAAAAGUGCUGCAAAGUGCUGAUGAAUAUGCAACAUCUGUUGUGGGUACAGAUCUCUAUAUCAGCCCAGAGAUCUAUGAAAAUAGACACAAUUCAAAAAGUGACAUCUGGUCGUUGGGAUGGGUGCUUCAUGAUCUCUGCAUGCUGGAUAUUUGGUCUAACAUCAUAAAGCGUCGCUGUCUACAUGCCAAAAGCUUGGCAGGAACCAUACCCACAAUCUCAAAUAUGUACUCGGGAGAUCUAAGGGAAUUAAUCAGUCAAAUGCUGAGCCGUGACCCUCAUGAGAGACCUUCAGCUGAUGAGAUUCUGGAUAAACCAUUCCUGGAAGAUGCAGUGGAGAGAAACAGGAUUCCAGAUGCACUGCAACAAAUGUUCUUGACUUCCAUCGAUCCUUACAGUGAGUACUAUAAAGACUUUGAGACUGUUGUGAGUGAGUGGGAAACAACAACAGAUUCACUAGAUGAGAUCUAAGGCAGUCUGACAGGUACAGUGAUCGGAGCAGCUGGAGGAAUCACUGCAUUAGUUGGUGUAAUUUUGUCACCGUUCACACUUGGAGCAUCUCUGAUUGUAUCUGGUGUUGGGAUUGGUGUUGGAGUUGCAGGUUGUGUAACUGGUGCUGCAUCCAACAUUACCAAUAAUGUCAAACAAAAAGCACUACAUCAGAGCUUUGAAAAACUUUAGCAGGACUACAGAGAAGCAACUCUGGAGCCCUGUGAGGCGUUCGACCGGUAUCAGACAGGUGUAAACCUGGGCGUAAUCUCGCAACUGAAAGUGGUUUCAACAGACGCCUCCAAUUCAGGCUGGGGCGCCCUCUACAAGGGCAGACCGACUUUUGGCCUGUGGUCAAGCCAAGAAAAGAGCUUGCAUAUAAACUGUCUAGAGAUGAAGGCGGUUGAGAACGCCUUACGGUUCUUCCUUCCCUUUCUAAAGGGCCACCAUGUCCUUGUCCGCACGGACAACAUCUCGGUGGUUUCCUACAUAAAUCGCCAAGGCGGUCUGAGAUCACAGAACCCUCAAGAGCAGGAGAAAGAGGAAGCCUGA
Pimephales promelas (fathead minnow) is the source of this 1949-nucleotide messenger RNA. NCBI's taxonomy places the organism in Eukaryota, Metazoa, Chordata, Actinopteri, Cypriniformes, Leuciscidae. The record is from RefSeq and is a predicted model, not a curated record.